This is a messenger RNA of Biomphalaria glabrata, 3872 nucleotides long. RefSeq names its product RING finger protein 10-like. The coding region runs from base 312 to 2678 and encodes 788 amino acids. The record is from RefSeq and is a predicted model, not a curated record. NCBI's taxonomy places the organism in Eukaryota, Metazoa, Mollusca, Gastropoda, Planorbidae. Gene Ontology annotation, molecular function: transcription cis-regulatory region binding; metal ion binding. Gene Ontology annotation, biological process: positive regulation of transcription by RNA polymerase II. The transcript is spliced from 16 exons.
GCAACAUCCGGGAUUUUACCGAACCGUUACGCCAUAUUGGAUUAGGGCGGUCGUUGAUCGCUUACACAGAGAAGUGGUAGCGUUCAAACGAGCGCUUUUGGUACUUAAGUACCAUCUUUUAGCUUCUUUUCAACUUAAACACUACUAAUAAUCAAUUAUCAGAAUAAUUAGCUUCAAAGAACUAUCUUUUUUCUUCUUGUUUGGUGAUCAACAUGGCUUUCUAAAAAUGGUGUCUCAACGAUUUGCAAGAAAAGCAAUCUCUGCUAAGCAGACUGGAUUGAUAGUUUUCUCAAAAAGUGAAUUGUCUGUUGAUGUUAGAAGAAGGGAGUGGUACAAUGGAGAAAAAACUUCCAUCUCGCCAAUCACCAGUUCAGCAUAAGAACAAUGGUUCCAUAUGCGAAAAGAAAAGUGAUUUUGUUUCCAAUAAAAAUGGACGUCAGCGAAAACAAAGAGAGCUUACCAAUGCAUGUCGACCUCAAGAGCUGUCACAGGUGUCAAGAUCUUCACAGAAGACUAACAGAUACUUCAGUGACAAGAGGCCGAGACAAAGAGACUAUAUUAACGAUAGACAGAGUGAAGAGAUAGUAGAGGCUGGUGAAAUCUUUGAUGUCAGCAAUACAUCCUCCAGAAAGGGCAAUGCCAAUCAUCUGUUGAAAUUUUCCUACAUUUCUCAUUCUCAAAAUGGGAACUAUGGCGGCUGGCGAAGUGGCUCAGCAAGAUACAACAGUGGACGCGGUCAGGGAUAUUAUAGGCGAACUCCUGCAGCACGUUACAGCAAAGAGCAGUUUCUGCAGGCUAGCUGUCAGUUUGUGGUCCGAGAUGACAGUGAGUACACUGUGCAGGCCAUAGAUCCUGAUGCCCUGGUAGAUUGGGAUAAGGUGGAACUGGUCAGAACCUUCUCCACAGAGACAGUCACUUGUCCAAUUUGUUUACAGGCACCUUUUGCUGGUAAAAUCACCAAGUGUGGUCACACUUAUUGCUGGGCAUGUAUACUUCAUCAUUUAAGUGACACUGAUUCUGGAGGUCAUAACAAGUGUCCAGUCUGUCCUCACAACAUUUCAGCGAGUGAAUUAAAAAGUGUCCAAUGUAUUGAGGUGCCCGAAUAUAAAGUUGGGGAUGAGAUUGAGAUGAGGCUGAUGCAAAAAAGUAAAGGUAGUGUGUACACUUGUCCUAAAUCUGAAUGGAAGGACAGGUCUGGUCUACCUCACAAUAUUGAUGAUGGUGCUAUAACCAACUACAUGAAAAUACUGCUAGCAACCCAUGAUCAAGUUCACCAAGUCAUUACUAAAGAGAAGGAAUCUCUGUAUGCUCACUUACUGACUGCUGAAGAUUAUGAAAUCUGUUUUAUUGAAAUGGCCAAAACGAUGCUACAGGAAAGAGAAAAGAAAGUGGUAGCUUCUAGUGUCAAGACAGAAGUCCAAGUAGAGUCUGAGAUGACUAAUUCUACUGAAGAAGUUAUGCAGAGUCUCACUGAUAGGAAUCACUUGCCUGCCAGAACUGACACAUGCCCCAACAUUAAGUAUUUGGAUGCCUUUGAAAAUGAAGAACAGACUUCAUCUGAUAAUGUUAAUGUAGAGGCAUUCACUGCAACUGCAACUAAUAUGACUGAAGUACUUGAUAGCCCAGACUUGGAAGCUAAAUUGUUGCCACCAAGAGACAAUCAGGACGGCCUGGCUCUCUCCCCAGAGGAAGCAGCUGUUGAACUGGAGCUCCCUGAAGGCAAUAGUGAUUCAAUGAACAUGCGAAGUAGUUACAGUCACCACAGUAAAGAUACGUACUACUUCUAUCAAGCAUCCACCGGGCAGCAGAUCUAUUUGAAUUCCUUGAAUGCCCAGUGUCUAAUCAAAGAGUAUGGAUCACUAGAGAAUGGUCCAGAGGUAAUCAAAGCUACAAUAGUAGCUAUUGAGAGGAUCUUUAUGACCGAGGACAUCCGCAAGCGUCUUCGUUAUUUAAGUCAUAUUCCAUUGACUUGCGAGUUUCAUGUUGUGGAGUUGAAACUAAUGCCUCCAAUAUUAAGCAAAGAAACACUGAGACAUUUCCAUCCUGAAUUUGAAAAAAGACGCAGAGCCAGACAAAAGAAACAGAAAGAAGACAAGAUGAGAGCCAAGCAGCAAGACGUAGAACACAAGAAAACUUUUGGAAUAUAUCCAGAAGUUGAGAUUCCACUAGACAACUUAACACAAUUUCCAUCACACUUGACUGCAUCUGUCACAUCCAAUACCUCAAGUGAUGGAACAGAAGAGAACUUGACUCCAGCUCAAGCUAGUCAAGCUCCUCAGAGUCAUGUUGCAAGUAAUGUGUGGGGCAAUCGUUCUAGGACUGAUAGUGAAGGAAGUCAUUCCGGUGCAGGAGUCAUGACCUUUGCUACAAUGUUGAAGGAGGGCAAAUCCUUACCCCCCAGCAGUCCAUGGUCCCGUGGUAAGCCUACGGCUACUGCAGUACCAGCAUCCCCCAGCAGACGUGACCCAGUGUCUCCUGCUAGUGCUGAGGAUGAUGAGUGCGGUGAGUUUCUGCCAGCCCCUCCCAUCUCUUCCUCCUGGUUUGAUGACAUCAGUAAGGCCAUGGAUGCGGCCAGCCAACAAAGUUCAGCUGGUUUGGAUGCGUCUCCUAAGGCCAAUGGAAAAAAGAAGAAAAAGAAACAGUUGCUUUUCUCAACAUCCAUGGCUCGUAAAAAUUAGCAAUCUACAUGGUGUAUUAGCCAAGUCAAUAGACACUAGUUUUUAUUAGUCAGAAGUCUUUGAUAAAUGCUCUCUCUUUGUCUUGUUGUGAGCUGUUGCUUUAUGUUGUAAUGGAAAUAUCUAAGAGCUGAGUGUAGGCUUUGUUUGUGAUGUACAACUGGGCAGGUUUAAAGGGCAUUGUUGCUUACAUUUGGGCAUUUUUGUUCUCCAUGAUGCCACUGCUGAGCUUUGAUGUAUGAGUUAAACAUGAAUUACUUAAUAAAAGAAAAUCUGCAGUGCUAACAGGGAAAAAUAUUUCACUCUAUCUUAGGCCUUUCAAGAAAGUAAAUACACAAGUUUAAUAAAUAAGAUCCAGUUUUCAACAACAGGGUAACAUUUACAUGUUAGGUUUUUGCUUUUGUCUCUGUUAGUUGCUGGCGAUUUGUUUUCUGAUUCCAGUCCUUGCCUUAUUAAGUGAACCUAUACCAUCCAUCCAAUAUGGCAAUAGUCAUCAAAUUGGUUAAUUGGUCAGAAAACAUUGGGGACUUAAGAUGAAUAAAAACAUUUAUACAUUUUUUUUUAAUGAGCAUAAGAUUGUUACAGUGUGAAUAAACAAAAUUAAAUGAAUGAAUGAAUCUUUUGAGUUUGAUGAAAUUCUUUCUCAUGUCAAAUUUAUUGUUCUAUUAUUGAUGAGUUAAAACAAUUCUAAUAGGAAAAAAUAUGCAUUAUUUAUGUUGCCAAGGUAUAUUUUGAUUUGGCACUAGGCAUUAUAUAAACAAGUGUGCGUUAGUAUCUUGACUUGUGCAGUGUGAUAGCUGUACUAGGGUGUCUAUGUGAAGGAACUGGCUGCACUGUCCUAGUGUUUGCAGUGACAAUCCUUUGAAAUGAAAUGCAGAAGUCUCUGGAAAAGAUUUUUUAUUUUUUAUAUCCUUGUUGAGUUUUGUUCUGUCAUUCUGAAGGCAUUCAGUUUGUUGCGUUGGAAGAGUUCAGUAUUCGUCUACAAGUUUGCUUGUUCCAUUUAAUAUUAGUUUCUUUUUUCUAAGUUGAGCAUUACUUGACCAGUUUUGACAUGCAGAUAUAUUACUAUAGAGUUCGUUUCUAUUCUUAUUUGUACUUCUACCAUCCACCUUGAGUUGUAAUCAAUUGAUCAAUGUACUCUAGUAUUGUGUACAGUUGAUUGGUGUUGGCUUCAAUAAAACCUAUCAUUUGACUUCU